CAUGAAUAACGUUUUCCUUCAUAAUUUGUUCCCCAGUUUGAGUCGAUGACGACUUUAUCCCCGAAGUCCAAGGAAAUGCACCAAAAUGGUGUCGAAAAUGACGUGGGUGUGCGCGAUUUUAGGUUUCUUUGCUGUUGGGUGUGCUUUCGCACAGAGGAAGCUCCCACUAGGCGUAUUCGACUUCGCGGACAUCAUCGCGAGGAACUUCACCUACACGGAUAAAUCGGGUUUCAUCAAAGCAGUGAUGACGGACGAAUCCCGGCUGAUCCUCAUCACCCGACCGCGGCUCUUCGGCAAAGCGACCGCCCUCUCCAUGCUCCGCUACUUCCUCGAGAACCGCAUUCAUUCGGACACAGCCUGGAAAAUCGGAUUUAAUGAUCUUUUCCAAGGCCUCAGCAUUUCCGAAGACACUGCCUUCUGCAGGGCCCACCGGGGGCAGUACCCCACCAUCCUCCUCUCUUUUGAGAAUGUCUUUGCCGUCAAUUACGAGGCCGCCAAGACUGCCAUCGCUAUCUCUGUCGGGGAGGUUUAUCGCAAUCACGAGUACCUCCUCGACGACGACAUUCUUACAGGGGAGGAAAGGCGCACCUUCGAGCUCGUUCGCGAUAAGACGGCUCCUCUCGCCUACGUCACCGCAAGCAUCGGUGCGCUUUGCCAGUAUCUCCAUCGAAAAAACAACAAGAGCGUCAUCCUUCUCAUCAGCGCUUUCGAGAAGCCUUUUCAAGCCGCAUUCCACAACAAAUACACGGACCCAAUGCGAUCCUUGAUGCACGACCUCCUAUUACCCGCUCUGAAAAACAACCCAUACCUCCUCAAGGCUGUUAUCACUGGCGUCAGUAUCAUCGGGCAAGAAGCCCUCCUUGCGGAACUCCCCGAAGUGCGCCUCCACUCUGUCCUCAACGACCAGCGCUACACCGAGUUCUUCGGGUUCCUGGAGAGCGACGUGCGCGCUCUGGCGGCGGAAACUGGACUCACUGCCAAGCGCGAGCUCUUAGACACGUGGUACCGCGGAUACGACAUCAGUGGCACGUUGCUCUACAAUCCGUUCUCCGUGCUUUCGUUCUUGAGUCAAGGCGGGAAGCCAGGGUUCUAUUGGGUGCGUCAUUCGCUGACGGAGUUCGUGGUGAAGUUGAUUUUCGCGAUGUCCUCGCCCAUGCGAAUGGACUUCGACAAUCUGAUGUUCAACAAAAGUUUGGACAAGAUGGUCUACAACGAGAUGCCGUACCAGAAGUUGGUCAGCCAGGAAGAGCCGUUCUGGACUCUACUUGUUCACAACGGGUACCUGGUCGCAAAGCCCAAGGGACCGCCAGGACUUUACGCUGUUCGUAUGCCUAAUAAGGAGAUCAGAGAUGAGUUGUUUGACAUGUGCAAAAAGAAGAUAGAAGGAAAGAUGGAUACUAAUAAUCCGAAUGUUUCUUACGCGAGGUACACGCCCUCGUAUGCCAAGUGAAGUGGAAGGAUUCUUUUAGUACCGAUUGAUUGUAGACAGACUCUCUCAAGUUAGCCUUUUUUCUGUCUCUUUAUUUAUUCAUACCUGUAAUCUUUUUAUAAUGGACAAGAGCCUUCACAGCUCAUCCGAACAAGUCAGUUACGUGUGCCGUGGUAUUGGGUUUUUAGUUUACUUUAAUUGUUGUAUUUUUGCUCGCCUCCGUAAACAUUUUCAAAGAUUUCGAGAUAGGCAAAAAAUCUAUAGUUUUGAUAUUUUUUUUAUAGAAAAGCGGGUACAAUCCGAGGUGAGGAUUAUCAGAGUGGAUGAACGGGAUUUGAGUGUUUUUGUAUAUGGUUGAAAUUAAUCCAACGCCUGUACGAGAAGAUGAACGUGGAAAAGGGACAACUUCAAGUGGAUCAGGGUUUCCUAAAGAAUUACCAAAAGUGCUCAAACUACUUAAUAAAAAAGAAGAGACGGGAGAAGGAGGAAUCUGACCAUUUUAACUUAACCAUCUUUAAUGUUUGACUGGUAAGAAACAUAUAAUUUAUAAGAAAAACGAAACAAUCGGUUUCAGCUUCACACGCCCGCACUUGUCAUCGAUGAAAGUUAGUCUAGCAUGUAAUCUAAUGACAAUACUCUCUUAUCAAAAUUAGUGGCAUGUAUUGAGACUAUGGAUGAUUCUCUCUUAUCUAUCAAUCGGCUGGGCUCCAUGUGGCAUGCCUGUAGCUGUAACUGUAGCUCAACAUUUGUAUUUCAUUUACGCCAAUGAAUAAUUAUUUUAUUAAUUGUCA
Molecule: messenger RNA, 2220 nt
Organism: Bemisia tabaci
Lineage: Eukaryota; Metazoa; Arthropoda; Insecta; Hemiptera; Aleyrodidae
Source: RefSeq, a predicted model, not a curated record